AUGGACACUGGUGUUAUCGAAGGAGGUUUAAAUGUCACACUUACUAUUCGCCUACUUAUGCAUGGGAAGGAGGUUGGAAGCAUCAUUGGGAAGAAAGGAGAAUCUGUAAAGAAGAUGCGUGAAGAGAGUGGUGCUCGCAUUAACAUCUCAGAAGGGAACUGCCCAGAACGGAUUAUCACUCUUGCUGGACCCACUAAUGCAAUUUUCAAAGCAUUUGCUAUGAUCAUUGACAAACUGGAAGAGGACAUCAGCAGCUCAAUGACCAACAGCACGGCUUCUAGCAGGCCCCCCGUCACUCUGAGACUUGUGGUACCUGCCAGCCAAUGUGGCUCUCUCAUUGGAAAAGGAGGCUGCAAGAUCAAGGAGAUAAGAGAGAGCACGGGGGCACAGGUCCAGGUGGCUGGAGACAUGUUGCCCAACUCAACUGAGAGAGCGAUCACCAUUGCCGGGAUUCCACAGUCCAUCAUUGAGUGCGUCAAACAGAUCUGUGUGGUCAUGCUGGAGUCUCCCCCAAAGGGUGUCACCAUCCCCUACCGACCCAAGCCAUCCAGUUCUCCUGUCAUCUUUGCAGGCGGUCAGGACAGGUACAGCAGCGGCAGUGCAAGCUACCCCCACACCGCCCCAUCAAUGUGCCUCAACUCUGACCUGGAGGGACCACCUCAAGAGCUGACCAAGCUGCACCAGUUGGCAAUGCAACAGUCACACUUUCCAAUGUCUCAUGGCAACACUGGAUUCAGUGCAGGUUUGGAUGCAUCAGCUCAAACUACUUCUCAUGAACUCACCAUUCCAAAUGAUCUGAUUGGAUGCAUCAUUGGGCGUCAGGGCGCCAAGAUCAAUGAGAUUCGCCAGAUGUCUGGGGCGCAGAUCAAAAUUGCCAAUCCAGUGGAAGGAUCUACUGACAGGCAGGUUACCAUAACUGGAUCUGCAGCCAGCAUUAGCCUGGCUCAAUAUCUAAUUAAUGUCAGGCUUUCUUCGGAGACUGGUGGAAUGGGAAGCAGCUAG
This is a messenger RNA of Podarcis lilfordi (Lilford's wall lizard), 1002 nucleotides long. The record is from the annotation of a GenBank genome assembly. NCBI's taxonomy places the organism in Eukaryota, Metazoa, Chordata, Lepidosauria, Squamata, Lacertidae.